AUGGAGCCGAUCAAUGAUCCUGAAAAUCAAUCUCUUGAACCAUCAAAGUCCACUGCCAAAGACUCUCCCAAGUCUCCAUCAGCUCUAAAAAAAGACGACAAAAAGCGAGAUGAUGAGAAUGAAAAGAAGAAGCAAUCGUUCAUGGCACAUUGGAAAUACAAACCUGGUCCGAAUGCAUCUGUGGCCUCUUUAUAUAUAUAUAAUAAUAUGACACUUGGAAAUAAUGUACCACCUCCAAAUGUAAAUUCAACAAACAACAAUUCAUCAUCAAAUCCCCAAACACCAAUUUCACAAACCAAUAAUUCACCUCCUUCCACCACCUCAGUACCAAUGGCACUUUCACCAAAGCUGACGAACAGCCAAUCGGUAGAUUCACCACCCGAAGUUCCAAACUCACCAGAGUUUAAAAAAGGUCGUCGGAAUUCAACUCCCAACAUGAAUAAUUUUAUAACACACUGGAAAUUUGAUCCACGUGCUCAACAAAAACAACAAAGACAACAGCAAUUGAUUGGACAUCACCAACAACAAAUGUAUAUGAAGAGAAUGAGUAAUUUGAAUUUAAACAUACCAUCUUCACCAGAAAUUGAUAUUUCAAAUAAUUCACCACAACAACAACAACAACAACAAUUGGAAUAUUAUAAUUCACAACAACAACAAGUUCAACAUCAAACUCCUCCGAGAACAAUUCCUACUACCUAUUUUCAUCCUUAUUCAGGACGCCCAAGAGCUCCUUCGAUUGGCACACUUCCAUCUUCUCCAAGAUAUGAGGUAUACUCUACAUCGCCACCUCCUCCAGAGAUGAGAACCGAAAGAAGAAUGUCUUUACCUAAUGUCCCAUAUGGACAGCCACCUGUAUCACCUAAAUUUUACUAUCAACAACAACAGCAGCAACAACAACCACAACAACCACAAAACCCUCCAUUUACAUAUAUUCCACCUUCAUCACCUCUGUCAUCUUCAUCGACACCUAGAAAUAUAUAUCUAGACACCAUACCCGAGGUUCCAACUCACCAACAAUAUAUUGUUGGUAGUGAAUACUCAUCUGUAACUGGAUCACCAAUUACCUCACCAUAUAUAUUAUCAAACACCCCAUCACCACCAUAUUCUCCUGUUUUUGCACCUAACGUUAAAAUACCAACCAUUCAAUCACCAACGCAAUCAUCCAUCGUAUCCUCCAGAAGAAUGUCCGCUCCUUUAUUGUCGGCUUAUGAAGAGCAACCAACAACCACAACAACUGUAUAUAGGCAAGCACAACCACUACCACCUAGUUUUAUUCCACAACAUCCAUUCCAACAACAAAAACAACAACAAUCUAUUGAACCAACAAAAUAUGAACAUGCUGGACACCAAAAAUCACAUCAACCACAACUUCAACAAUCUCAACAAAAUCCUCCACAACACCAUCAAUCUCAGCAAACUGUGGUGACCUUAGAAAACAAACUCCCAUCUAUGAGGGAUUUAUUAAAUAAUUUAAAUAUUCAUGAACAACAACAACAAAGAAUCAAUGAACAAAAUCCAAUCUUUGAAAGAAAAGAAGAUCACCAUCUUAAUAACAAUAAUAAUGAAUCAAAUAAUGAUAAUGAUAAUGAUAAUAAGAAUAAUUCAAAAAUGUGUAUAAUAAAUUUAGUACAGUAA
Heterostelium album PN500 is the source of this 1635-nucleotide messenger RNA. RefSeq lists its product as uncharacterized. The coding region runs from base 1 to 1635 and encodes 544 amino acids. The transcript has a single exon. NCBI's taxonomy places the organism in Eukaryota, Evosea, Eumycetozoa, Acytosteliales, Acytosteliaceae. The record is from RefSeq and is a predicted model, not a curated record.